GAUGCCAGGUUUGAGAGAGAGGUUGCGCGGAGGGGGAUGGGUCGAGACUGGUUAGCAUGGAAGAACCUUGAGGGUUCUGAGGCACCAGAGGAUGUCCUUUGACCGCCUUGAUGAGUCACGUGGACUGACGGGGGCGGGGCGGAAAGGCUGGAUAAGUUCCUUCCGGGUCAGUGACAGAAGCGUGGACUCCGCUGAGUAGUUGCUGGCGUCUUGGUCCGCUCCGCGUCUUCCUCGUAUCAACGCGAGGUGAUUGUGGUUUCCACGAUGAGCUCCCAGAAAGGGAACGUGGCUCGUUCCAGGCCUCAGAGGCACCAGAAUACGUUUAGCUUCAAAAAUGACAAGUUUGAUAAGAGUAUUCAGACCAAGAAAAUUAAUGCAAAGCUUCAUGAUGGAGUUUGUCAGCGCUGUAAAGAAGUUCUUGAAUGGCGUGUAAAAUACAGCAAAUAUAAACCAUUGUCAAAGCCUAAAAAAUGCAAGCCAGCGAAGAAGGUAUCGUCAUUAUCCAAAUGUUGCAGGUGAUGAAACUGAGGCAUGGAGAGGUUAAUAAUUUGCCCAAGAUCACUCAACAAGUAAGUGGCAAGAAAUCAAGAGCCCACACUUUUUAACCAUGACACGCUGCUAUUUAUUGAGUGGACAAUAUGUAUGGAAACUCUACACAAAUUAUUUAUGACAUGACCCUGAAAGAUGGCCAUUAUUAGCCUCCUCCUUUGAUAGAUAAGAGAAGUGCGGAGACUCUGAGUAAUUUCCCCGAUGUUGUUCAGUGAGCUGGGACUCAAAUCCAGAUGUGCCUGAUGCCUAAAUCCAUGCUUUUUGCUUUACAUCUACUACCUCUUACUAUCCCCAAGGAGGAGCCCUCUCAGACUGGACUGAGUAGCUGCUCUUUCCAAUCCGAAGAAGUGCGGUGCUCAGA
Messenger RNA from Herpailurus yagouaroundi (jaguarundi), 910 nucleotides. RefSeq names its product chromosome unknown C9orf85 homolog (gene CUNH9orf85). The transcript has 3 exons. NCBI's taxonomy places the organism in Eukaryota, Metazoa, Chordata, Mammalia, Carnivora, Felidae. Bases 265 to 519 code for a protein of 84 amino acids. The record is from RefSeq and is a predicted model, not a curated record.